CGGGCGGAGAUUCAGGCAGACACGCACGGACGUUGAGUUAGGAGUUGAGGGAGGAACAUCUCCAACGAUAACAAAAACACAUCAACAAGCGCUUCUUGUGCCGCUGGACACUGGAUAAACAUGCCUCGGACUAUCCUAGUGGGAUUGUUCUUGGAGUGCGCGAUUAACCGAUGCGGAAAAUAUGAUAGUUGUUGAAGUAAACAGCAGAGGAGAAAGUUUUUCCUUCUUUGGAAUUGAAUGAAUAGUCUUGUGCCACAACAGUGCACCAAGGCCAUGAUAGAGACAGCCUUUGCAUACAGAUGUGUGCUCUCUAGCUAGCAGAUAAUAAUCAAAGCUGUGAUAGCGCUAAACCUAAGUUACAAUAGGCAGUGUACUUACUAACAUUAUACGUUUUAGUCAUGACAUUUUAACUGAAAUGGCUAGUUAGCUGGCUAUGUUUAUAUUUUGUUAGCUACCUAGCCAACUAUCUAAAAUAGCAUAGAGCGUAGCUAACUAGCUAACCAUUUGUUUAUGAGCUAUCUAGCUGGCUAACUAAUUAGCUAGCGCACUAGGCGCAUAUUAACUAACUAGCUAGUAAAUGAGACCGCUAACAAGUGAGUUGCUAGCACUUUGUAAAAUCUGAGAAUCAUGUUAUAGCUAACUAGCCUUGCACUUUUAAAUUAGCUCGCUUACAGUAAUACAUGUUUUUUUUCUUUCUAGUUAGCAUUACCAAACCUUGCUCGAUUUGGUGUACGGUUUAGCUAGUGUUCUAUUAGCUUAGUUACCUUCAAGUUCAUUUUUCCCACCGUGCCUGGACUGACCCACUCACAAGGACUACCCGGGGCCGAUGCUGACAGUCCAGACCGGAUCACGGCAACGUAAGGAGCCAUGCAGCCGCAGCAAAUAUACGACUUUUCAAGUGACGAGAACAGUCACAAAUGGCGAGGCCUCUUCGUCCAAGCGUUGCGAAAGGUGCAGCUGCAGGUGCACCCCAACCUGUCGGCCAAGGAGGGAGCUCUGCAGCACAUCGAGGAGCUUAUUCUGCAGCUGCUCAACAUGCUGUGUGUGGCCCAGCCCCGCUCUGUACAGGACGUGGAGGAGCGGGUCCAGAAGACCUUCCCCCACCCCAUAGAUAAAUGGGCCAUAGCCGACGCCCAGUCAGCCAUCGAGAAAAGGAAGAGGAGGAACCCCCUGCUGCUCCCCGUCGAUAAGAUACACCACCUACUGAAGGAGGUCCUGGGGUAUAAGAUAGACUACCACGUCUGCCUCUACAUCGUGGCGGUUCUAGAAUACAUAUCAGCUGACAUCCUGAAGCUAGCAGGAAACUACGUUGGUAACAUCCGACACUAUGAGAUCAGCCAGCAAGACAUCAAAGUGUCCAUGUGUGCAGACAAGGUCCUAAUGGACAUGUUUGACCAGGACGAGGACAUCGGUCUGGUGUCUCAGUGUACGGAGGAGCCUUCGUCGUCGGGGGAGCUGACCUACGACGACCUGGUGCGCCUGGAGAUCGCAGAGGAGCGCCAGUACCUCCGGGAACUCGAUCUCAUCAUCAAGGUGUUCCGACAUCACUUCCUGUUCAACAACAAGAUCUUCACCCCUCAGGAUGUGGAGGUGAUUUUCAGUAACAUCUUGGACAUCCAUGAGUUGACGGUCAAGCUGCUGGGGCUGAUCGAGGACGCAGUGGAGAUGACCGCUGACGGGAGUCCACAUCCUCUGGUGGGCAGCUGCUUCGAGGACCUGGCAGAGGAGCAGGCGUUUGACCCGUACGAGACCCUGUCUCAGGACAUCCUGUCCAGGCAGUUCCACGAGCACUUCAGCAGCCUGAUGGCCCGGCCGACGGUAGGACUGUACUUCCAGUCCAUAGCUGAAGGUUUCAAGGAGGCUGUCCAGUACGUCCUUCCACAGCUCAUGAUGGUUCCUGUGUACCACUGUUUGCACUACUUUGAACUACUGCAACAGCUGCAGGAGCGCAGUGAGGAGCAGGAUGACAGAGAGGGUCUGAAGCAGGCCAUCACCGCUCUGCUCAACCUCCAGUGUAGCGUGGAGCGCAUCUACACCAAACACCUGCCUCGACGCAAACCUGGUGAGCCCAUGUACCGUCUGUACAGUCGCCAGGUGCGCAGCAAGCAGCUGGCCAUUAAGCGGAUGAAUGAGAUCCAGAAGAGCAUCGACGGCUGGGAGGGGAAGGACAUCGGCCAGUGCUGUUCCGAGUUUAUCCUGGAGGGGGCACUCCUCCGCGCCGGCGCCAAACAUGAGCGACACAACUUCCUGUUCGACGGCCUCAUGAUCAGCUGCAAGGCCAAUCAGAGCUCCCGACUCCCCGGUUCUGGAAGCGGGGCAGAGUUCCGUCUCAAGGAGAAGUUCGUCCUGCGGAAAGUCCGCAUCGUGGACCGCGAGGACUCGGCAGAGUUCAAACAUGCCUUCGAACUCGUUGGUAAAGACGAGAACUGUGUGGUGUUCUGCGCUCGCUCGGCGGAGGAGAAGGGGGCGUGGAUGGCGGCGCUGGUGACCCUGCAGUACCGCUCCACGUUGGACCGUAUGCUAGACACUGUGCUACAACACGAGGAGCAGGCCCAGCCCCUCCGCCUGCCCUCGCCAGAGCUAUACCGCUUCGCUGUGCACGACUCGGAGGAGAACAUUGUGUUUGAGGACCGCGUCCAGAGCAAGACGGGGAUACCCAUCAUUAAAGCAGGCACGGUGGUCAAGCUUAUAGAGAGGCUCACCUACCACAUGUACGCUGAUCCCAACUUUGUGCGCACCUUUCUGACCACCUACCGGUCCUUUUGCAAGCCUCAGGAGCUCCUCGACCUCUUGAUAGACAGGAUUGAGAUCCCAGAGCCAGAGCCCACUGAGGCUGACAAACAGGCUCUAUGGAACGGGGAUCAGCCAAUGGCUGCAGAGCUACAGAGGUUCCGCAGGGAGUAUGUCCAACCGGUCCAACUCAGGGUCCUGAAUGUGUUCCGUCAGUGGGUGGAACAUCAUUUCUAUGACUUUGAGAACGACCCUGAGCUACGAGGCAGACUGGAGGAGUACAUCAGUAGCAUUAUACAGCUACGAGGCAAGUCUAUGAGGAAGUGGGUGGAGUCUAUCAACAAGAUCAUCAAGAGGAAGAUUCAGACUCAGUCCAACGGGGUCAGCCACAACAUCACCUUCGAGAGUCCGCCCCCGCCCAUCGAGUGGCACAUCAGCCGCCUGGGCCAGACUGACACCUUUGACCUCAUGACCCUUCACCCCAUAGAGAUCGCCCGCCAGCUCACCCUGUUGGAAUCAGAGCUAUACAGGGCUGUGAGGCCGUCUGAGCUGGUGGGGAGUGUCUGGACCAAAGAGGACAAGGAGAAUAACUCUCCCAACCUGCUGAGAAUGAUCCGCCACACCACCAACCUCACACUGUGGUUCGAAAAGUGUAUUGUGGAAGCAGAGAACCUGGAUGAGAGGGUAGCCGUGUUCACGCGGGUCAUUGAGAUCCUCCAGGUGUUUCAGGAGCUCAACAACUUCAACGGUGUUCUGGAGGUGGUCUCUGCCAUCAACUCUGUCCCCGUCUACCGGCUGGACCACACCUUCGAGGCAGUCCCUGAGAGGAAAAAGCGGAUCCUAGAGGAAGCAGUGGAACUGAGCCAGGACCAUUUCAAGAAGUACCUGGCCAAGCUCAAGUCCAUCAACCCACCCUGUGUGCCUUUCUUUGGGAUCUACUUGACCAACAUCCUGAAGACGGAGGAGGGGAACCCCGACUUCCUGAAGAGACACGGCAAAGAGCUGAUCAACUUCAGUAAGAGAAGGAAAGUAGCAGAAAUCACAGGAGAGAUACAGCAGUACCAGAACCAGCCUUACUGUCUCAAGGUCCAGCAGGACAUCAAGAGGUUUUUUGAGAACCUGAACCCGAUGGGCAGUCUGGGUGAGAAGGAGUUCUCUGACUAUCUGUUCAACAAGUCUCAGGAGAUCGAACCUCGUAACUGCAAGCAGCCGCCGCGAUUUCCCAGGAAGACCAUGUACCCCCUGAAGUCCCCGGGGAUCCGGCCGGUGCGUACCUCUACAUCAGGGACCCUGAAGGGCCACCCCGUACCCCUGGAGAGAGAGCCCCCCCACAAGAUCACCUUCAGGAGCAUCGCUGAGACGGAGCCUGAGACCUCCACAGCCUCAGUCCCCACCUCGCCCAACACCCCCACCCCCCCACAGUCUGCUUGCUCAGACCUCAGCUGUGUCUUCAUGGAGCAAGACCUAUGCAGCUCCUACGGUGGAAACUCCAUAUUCGCUCCUGUUCUCCUCCCACCCUCAAAGGUCCAGUCAGUGUCUUGUGGGAGCCUUCACCAGCUAGGAGAGGAGUUACUCAAACCCCCUCCACUUCCCCCGCGCAGAAAGGACGCUUUCUCUGAGGCCAAGUUGAGUUCCAGGUCUGACAGUCCUCCAGCCAUCCCCCCCAGGCUGCCCCCUCCUCUCCCCAGGAUCCAGCCCCGCGCCCCGGUCUACAACGGCCCCAGCGACGGCCCCCUCCCCAGCCCCCCACCACCACCUCCACGGGACCCCCAGCCAGACACCCCUCCAUCCGUCCCCCAGAGACCCCCAGAGAUCUUCAUCAACUACCCCCUGAACCUCCAACCUUCCCCUGUCGGACGCUUCCACUGGGACUUUGGCAGCUCCCCGUCCUCCCCCGGCACGCCCCCAGGCACGCCCUCUCCCCGCGUCCCCCGACGGAGCUGCCCCCUCAGCUCCAGUCAGAACAGUCUCUGCCCGCUGCCCGUCAUGGCACCCCCCGUGCCCCCCCGCCACAACUCCAACUCCUCCCCCCAGCUCCCCAAACUCCCCCCAAAGACCUACAAGAGGGAGCUGUUGCCGCCCCUGUUACAGAGCCUCUCAUUGGUGGAGAACACGGACACUAGCCAAUGAGGAGCCUUCUGCUUCUUCUGUUGUUUUUGUUGUCAACAUGGAAGCCUUUGAGUUGCUCCACACAAUACAAACUGCAAACAAACUAUGUCCUGCAUCAAACUAUGAACUGAUGUCCUGCAUCAAACUAUGAACUGAUGUCCUGCAUCAAACUAUGAACUAUGAACUAUGACCUGAUGACCUGGAGCGGAUAAAAAACGAACAAACUAAUCAUGAUUAAAGCUACUGAUCGUAAAGAAGACUUUGUUUCCAACCACACUCCAAACCCCGCCCACUCAUCUCCUACCACGCCACGCCUCUCAGGGGAUCAGUAGCUCCGCCUUCAUUUCAAGCCCUCUGUGCCAAUCGAAAAUCCACACCAGUGUGCCAGCCAAUGAACAAGUAGCCCCAAGACACUGAUUCAAACUCCUCGUCUCUCUCUCUGUGUGUGUGUGUGUGUGAACACGUCACAUACCUGUACACAGCACAAUACUUGUCACUGUGUUUCUUUCUUGGUACAGACAUCCCACUCUGUGCUAGAGUGGACAGGACAGCAAGCCAUGCUCUGGCCGUUGUCCUCCUCCUACCCUGACGAGUCUUUUAUGGUUUUUACCCAGAAACGAGAGAGGUGGCUGGGCCUGGGCUCUGGGCUCUCCAGCCUGUCCUGGUCCAGUGUGGUAGCCCCAUGCUCGGUGUGUUUGUGGUUCCAUUGUUGCAUUGGCACACUGUAGUGCUAGGAGCAGCAUUCACUCACUCACCCACCCACCCAGGAGUCAGUCCUCCUGUCCUGUGGCUCGCAGACAGACAUACAGACAGACAGACGUCACUGGACCUGUUCAGACCUCACUGCUCUUUUAUUAUCAAACUUACCAAUUGCUCUUCCUGUGGUUCUGUCUGGAGGAAGCAUGAGACGAGUGUUCCAGAAUCCUCUGAGGCCCCUCAACUCCUCCCAUUGUGUUGUGGUUUUCUCUAUUAACUCAAACUUAAGAAUCCAAAGUCUUAUUUGAUGCAGCGGUAUGACUAAAAUGGAUGCAAAUUAUAUUUAAUUCAUUCAGAACUGACUGAAAGGUGUUUUUGCAACAUUUUAUUUUGCUAUGGUGCAAAAAAAAAAAACGUUUUGCUACGUUGUGUGACUAACGAAUAAACCCCUGUUUGUAGCUACACAAUCCUUGGGGUCGUAGGAUCACCCUAUACUUCAGAUGUUAGCCUUUAAUCCCCCAGCGCUGACCUCUAACCUGAGGCAGGGAGCCAUUCAGAAUGAGGGAGAGAGACAGACGGAUGGACGGACGGACAGACGGGAGGACGGACGGACGGAGAGUGUAGUGUAUGUAGGUCCACUUGCACAUUGAGCUGGGGCAGGCAGCAGUGAUGUCUAGCCAUGUGAUGGAGGAAGUCUUGUCUGUCUGUUUCUGGACCAUAGAAAACGAUAGAGGCCUCUAGCGGCCAAAAUGCCGUUUUAGCCUGGGCAGCGCCAUUGAGAGCUUCCUCCAUGCUUCCACCAUUUUAAAGUAGUCAAAGUAGCCAACUGGGUGGGUAUUCCCCGUGGGUUGUAGCCUCGAUGGCGCUGCCCGUGAUGUCACAGUCCUCCAUCUGUCUCUAUGUGUGGACAAAGCCCAGAUCUAGGAAGAAGACUAGGAGGGGUGACAACAGCUUUGAGAUGUCUCUUUCUCGGCCAGGGAGGUGGGAACCGUAGCAGACAGACAUCUCUCUCUCUCCAGCUCCUUAAAGGGAUACUUUGGGAUUUUUGACAAUCUAAUUCCCCGGAGUCUUGAUGAACUUGUGGAUACGUCUCUGUGUCCAGCAUGAAGGAAUUAAGAGGUUGUUUUCGUGAGCUAAUGCUAACUAGCGUUAAAGAGCAAUGACUGGAAGUCUAUGGGUAUCUACUAGCAUGCUCCCUUUAAAGCUAGGCUGGUCCCAGAUCUGUUUGGUCUUUUGCCUUCUCCAUUGUCUCUUGUGGCACCCAGGCUAGCUGAAAGCCAAGAUGAUGUCUUAACCCAAACACCCAGGCUAGCUGAAAGCCAAGAUGAUGUCUUAACCCAAACACCCAGGCUAGCUGAAAGCCAAGAUGAUGUCUUAACCCAAACACCCAGGCUAGCUGAAAGCCAAGAUGAUGUCUUAACCCAAACACCCAGGCUGGCUGAAAGCCAAGAUGUCUUAACCCAAACACCCAGGCUGGCUGAAAGCCAAGAUGUCUUAACCCAAACACCCAGGCUGGCUGAAAGCCAAGAUGUCUUAACCCAAACUAAGCGCCUGUUAAAGGUGUGUGCUGCUGUCUGUAUGUCUAACACUAUCUGCAGCCCUACUAGCAUCAUCCCCAGGACUGUACCAGCCUGCUGGGUUGGUAUGGAAAUUCAGCACUGGACACGUCAUACGCAGCAACCCCACCAAAGCCUGGGCCAAAUGGACAGUUGGCUCCUCUAGUGGACAAACUGGGGACUGCUCCACAGCUCCCCUAGUGGAUAGGACAAACAGCUCCCCUAGUGGAUAGAAGGACAAACAGCUCCACAGCUCCCCUAGUGGACAGGAGGACAAACAGCUCCACAGCUCCCCUAGUGGACAGGAGGACAAACAGCUCCACAGCUCCCCUAGUGGACAGGAGGACAAACAGCUCCACAGCUCCCCUAGUGGACAGGAGGACAAACAGCUCCACAGCUCCCCUAGUGGACAGGAGGACAAACAGCUCCACAGCUCCCCUAGUGGACAAGCUGGGAACAGUGGCUGUUUCAAAUAUCUGGACCCCCCAUAGAGAGGAGCCUCUACUAGCCAGGAGUCCUUGUCCUUCUCACUCCUCUCAAAAACUCAAUUUCAUUUUAAAAUACUGAAAUAACAUGCAUCAGAUGUGCCUUUUAUUUAGUUUUCGUUACAGCAAAAAGUGUCUAAAAUGCUAUUAAAAAACUGAUAAGAAAAAAUGAA
Molecule: messenger RNA, 7749 nt
Organism: Coregonus clupeaformis (lake whitefish)
Lineage: Eukaryota; Metazoa; Chordata; Actinopteri; Salmoniformes; Salmonidae
Gene: sos2
Product: son of sevenless homolog 2 (Drosophila)
Exons: 23
Coding region: 868-4860 (1330 amino acids)
Biological process (GO): Ras protein signal transduction; positive regulation of GTPase activity
Cellular component (GO): plasma membrane
Molecular function (GO): protein heterodimerization activity; guanyl-nucleotide exchange factor activity
Source: RefSeq, a predicted model, not a curated record